Eurypyga helias (sunbittern) is the source of this 2019-nucleotide messenger RNA. It is a transcript of the gene GLE1, whose product is annotated as GLE1 RNA export mediator. The transcript has 15 exons. Gene Ontology annotation, cellular component: cytoplasm; nuclear pore; nuclear pore cytoplasmic filaments. The annotation marks the transcript as partial. Gene Ontology annotation, biological process: regulation of translational termination; poly(A)+ mRNA export from nucleus; regulation of translational initiation. Gene Ontology annotation, molecular function: phospholipid binding; inositol hexakisphosphate binding; translation initiation factor binding. NCBI's taxonomy places the organism in Eukaryota, Metazoa, Chordata, Aves, Eurypygiformes, Eurypygidae. The record is from RefSeq and is a predicted model, not a curated record.
GAUAUCUUGGAAGGAUGCAUGUCUCCUCUGGUGUUGUCCCCUUAUUCUGGCUGGGUCCUAGACCGAGUGAUUGAGCGAUCAGCCCCAGAAACGUCACCCUCCAGGAGCUCAGCGUCGAGGGAGUCCAGUCCCCACGCAAAGCAGUCGUCUCCUCCGGAGAAGAUGCCGUCUGCCAGCCACCGGGACCCCUCCCCGCUGUCCUCUGCAGAGCCGAGCGAACCCAAGGGAAAUGAUGAUCUUAAUCUGCCAGCAAUGGAUGAAGAAGUCUUUCCAGCAGUUCUGCCUUCUAAAAUUACAGAAGUUGAAGGCUGCAUUUGGAUGUACGAAGAGAUGCACAGGUUGAAAGGAAAGGAGGAGCUGAGGCAACGGCAGGAGCAGCAAGAGCAGAUGGUGAGGGCAGUGUACGACCUGGCCAGCGAACAGCUGAAGCGCUUUGAUGAGCUGAAGGAGCUAAAGCAGCAUCAGGAAUUCCGAGAUUUGCAAGAAGUAAUGGAGAAGAGCUCAAAGGAGUCUCAGGGGCAGCAAGAGAAGUUGAAGGAGGAACACAGACACAGAGCAAAGGUAUUAAACCUAAGACUGCGUGAGGCAGAGCAGCAGAGGCAGCGUCAGGAGGAGCUGGAGCGUUCCCGUAAGGAAGAGGGCCAGGAACGAUUGCAUCGCCUUUACUCUAUCCAGGAGGAAGUGCUGCAGCUUAACAAGCAGAUUGAUCCCAAUUACAGACAAAAAGACUUGCCAAAAAUCGAUCUUUCCACAUACAGUAAUCGUGGCAACCAGAUCUGUGGGCUGCUGUCAGGACUCAUCCGCACCACAAGUGAGAGAGGUUUCCCUACUCAAGCAGACGUGGGCAGUGCUGAACGAGCACUGCAGGAGAUGCGAGGGUUGAUAUCCAGCAUGCAGCAGGAAAUCGCUACAGCUGUGGAAGAAAAAAGGAAGAAUGAAGAGGAAGAGAGACAGAAGCAGAAAGAGUUACUAGAAAAAGAGGAGUCGAAGGCUCAGACUCCUGCCCCUGCACAGCAGUCAGGUGGAAAGCAGCAGAAGGAAGGACCAUCACUUGGACUUAAGGCAGACAAAAAUACAAUGGAGUGGUACCAGAAGCUUCAGGAUGCUGUUGAGCAGUGCAUUGCUUCUUUCAGUGAACUCAGCAAUUGCAAAGGCAACAAAGAGGUUAAGAUGAUAAAAACAGACUUGCACAAAGCAGCCACGAUCCCCGUGAACCAGAUCUCUAGAGUAUCAGGCUCUCGGCUGAGAGAUGUAUUUGACAGGUUGAACAACCUGCUCUCUGGCAAGUCUGUUCAGAGUGGAGGGCGAAGUGUCUGCGUGACUCAGCAUCCACAGGGGCUGGAUUUUGUUUGUUACAAACUUACAGAGAAACUUGUGGGUCAAGCAGAAGAAGAAGUAUCUUCUCACCGUGAUGCAGCCUUCCCAAUUGCUGUGGUGGUCUCAGGAAUCUGGGAAUUACAUCCUCAAGUUGGAGACCUCUUUUUAGCUCAGCUGCACAAAAAGUGCCCCUAUUCUGUGCCGUUUUACCCUGCGUUGAAAGAGGGGACUUCUAUGGAAGAGUAUCAAAAGAUCCUUGGGUAUCGAUUUAUAGAUUCGAAGAUGGAAAAUCAAGAUCGUUUUCUUAAACGGAUGUCAGGAAUGAUUCGUGUUUAUGCUGCUAUCAUUCAGCUCCGGUGGCCUUUUGGAAACAAACAAGGGGCACAUCCCCAUGGGCUGGAGCAUGGAUGGCGCUGGCUCAGUCAGAUGCUGAAUAUGGAGCCUCUGGUAGAUUUGACAGCUACGCUUCUUUUUGACUUCCUGGAGGUGUGUGGCAACGCUCUCAUGAAACAGUAUCAGGUUCAGUUCUGGAAAAUGAUGUUGCUUAUCCGAGAAGACUUUGUCCCGAGAAUCGAAGCAAUUACUGAAUCCAGAGAGAAGGGCUCGUUGUCACGUUUCAAGGAAUUCUUGGAGACAUGCCUGAAGGAGAAGGAAAUUCCACUACCAAAGGGCAUUCUGCAGCCUUCCUUUUGGAGUUCAUAA